CAUUUUUCUCUUUGUCUUGCCUUUACCUAAAUUCCUGCAUACAUCUUUUAUUCGUCAAACAAAAAUUAAAGGUGGCGGGCUUUUACACAAAGAUUACCUUUCGCAAUCCUUGUUGGGAUUAGACACAUCAUCAUGGAGUGUAGGAAUUGUAAACGUAUUUGAUUAAAACGUUUGUUUCUCGCCAUCAUAUCCAUAAAUCACAACAACACCAUCAUCAACGCGUUAUCGAUCAAAUCAAAUUGUGGAGACCGCUCAUUCUACGAUAUUAAACGAUCUCGAUUUGAUUCGAUUUGACAUUGCACAACAAUUCUAUUCAUCAUUGGGAAGCAUCGAUACUUGCACCACUCAAUACGAUCGGGUCCGCUGUUCAACCCUCAUCACUUGUUCAAUUUUCAAUUAAAACUCAUCGAUUGAGUUCAAAGAAGAAACAGAACUCGUAAAACAGAAAUGACAGCUCCAAAUGAGCAUGCGAAGCUUUCCGCCAAAGAUGUCGGCGAGCUCAAUCUCGUGCCACCGCCGGCAGUAUCAUCAGCAGCGCAGGUAAUGGUGGCGGAUAUGGACUUUCUCAAUGCACCUAGAAUGUCUGCUAGAACGUUGGCUCUGCAUUUACUACAAUUGACAGAAUGUCCAUCAUGUCAUCAACCUGUACAGGAACCGGUCACUUUACCUUGCGGACAUAGCUCAUGCUUGGCAUGUAUCAUGCAAAUGGGAAGAUCGUCUGAUGAAAUGGCCGAUUCGGCAGUCUUGAUGCCAAGCACAUCACAUCUACCGCCACGUUUACCACUAGCAACAACAGUGGUUGCAUGUCCAUUAACAGGAUGCUCCAGAAGUGCAAUCGGUAGAGGUCUAGGAAUGUGGAAGGGUCACUUGGCCACAUUUGGGGCCGGUUCUACACAGCAGAACCAAUCUUUAAGCUCAACCGCAGAUGAUGCAAUCGAUGGGCCAGGUGAAUUACCUCUUGAUGGCUUCGUCGUUCCCACAAAUCGAGACAGUUCCAGCCUUAGCGUGAUCAGACCGCAAAGGAGAGAAUCAUUCUCGUCCAAAUAUGCCAUCUCAAAAUACGGUACAGAAGGACAACAUAUCACGAAAGAAUCAUCUUUAUUACGCACUGAUGUUACACUUUCAAAGGCGAUCGAUACCUUACGUCGCUUUGCCAAUAUACCCGAUAUGCCAACGUACCUACCUCAGCGACAAUCUCAAUCGACUCUCCAUCGCGGCGCAGGUUCUAGUCGUGGCAGACGGAGGACGAGAGGAAAUAGACAGAAACUUCAUACACGUUCAACGCAAGAUGAUACACGCACACAAAUAGAUGAAAGGUUCUUAGCCGUGAUGGGUGCUAGUGAAGAAGGUGUCGAUUCUGGUACGAUCGGUGGCGUGUCUGCUGUGGUUGAAUCGUCAACAGAAGAUGAAGAAGACGAAAGCGAUGAUCACAGCCAUGAAGAGUUUGAGUCAGAUUACGACGAGCAUGCCUAUGACGGAGGUAUUCGAACAUCAUUAGCUACGGAUGAAGACUUCUUUGACGACGAUGACGAUGAAAUUGGUGGAGCGUUUGCGCGACAGGAUGAAAAUCGCAAAAGUGAAAAACGUGUCCGACGCCACACGUUGCAAAGACAAUCCAUUUCACAUACACAGCUUCCGCAUGGUUCUUUAGCCGAAACCAUCAAAGAGGCCGAAUUGGAUGAUGAUGAAGCCUUGGAACAACCAUUUUCAUCUCGCCAACUGGUCUUGGACAGUCUUCAUACAGAUAUGAUGGAUAUCAUGGAGUGUCAACUGUGCUACAUGUUACUCUAUCAACCGCUCACAACUCCAUGUGGACAUACGUUCUGUCGUCGAUGCUUUUCAAGAAGUCUGGACCAUUCAACUUCUUGUCCUCUUUGUCGUACUGAUAUGCCGCCGUUCUCCUUCUUCCAAGAACAUCCUUGUAGCUCAACACUUGUCAAGUUGAUGACUGCCAGUAUCACGCGCAAAGAGAAAGAGGAAGGAAUAGCAGAGGUGGCUGAAGGAGCCGAUAUCAAUAUCUGGGGCAUGGCCAAUAUGUAUCAAGAGCGCAAAUUAGCCAUCGAGAAUGAAGAACGCGAAUCAUUGCUGUCUACGCCAAUCUUUGUUUGUACUCUCGGUUUCCCUUUCAUGCCAACGAUUCUGCACAUUUUCGAACCACGUUAUCGUUUGAUGAUCAGACGUUGCCUCGAAAGUGGUCAUCCACGGUUCGGAAUGGUAAUGCAUUCGCAAGAUAUGUCAACCAGUACGCCUGGCAUGUCAUCAUACGGAACGAUGCUGGAAAUCAAGACGGUCAAAAUGCUUCCAGAUGGCCGUUCGAUGAUUGAAACCGUCGGUUCCCACCGUUUCCGAGUAAUGGAAAAUGGUAGCCUGGACGGAUACUCGGUUGGACGAAUCGAAAGAGUGGAUGACGUUCCUGCCGAAGCUGAACACGAUCUAGAGCAAGCCUCUAUGGGAAACUUCAGCCUUUGGAAUGAAUCUUCUCCGCGAAGUUCAGACCGUGGCAAUCGUAGCUCUGAGAGCGGUAAUGUCUCCGGAUCCAGCGGUGACUCUUUUUCACCGUCUUCGGCAAAUUCUUCUACGAUGAUGACAAUGGCCGAAGCGCGAGAAGCACAUGCUGCUUUCCAAGCUGCUAUUGGUCUUGAUUCGCUCAACCGUCAUGCGGCAGCGGACGAACCACGCCGGCCAACAACCGUUAAUGCAGCUGCUACAUUUGUCCAACGUCCAAUAGCCGAACUGAUUGGUGUCUGCAGAUCCUUUAUCGAAACAUUGCGAUCGGGGUCGGCACCGUGGCUCAUGACACGGUUGAAUGAUACGUAUGGUCCGAUGCCUGAUCCUUCGAAUGUGGCUGCAUUUGGCUAUUGGAUGGCUUUGGUUAUGCCGAUCGAUGAACAUGAAAAAGCUAAACUUUUACCGAUCAGAAGUUCUCGUUUACGACUUUGCAUCGUGGUUUAUUGGAUCGAACAAUUACGUCAAACAUGGUGGUUCAAUCACGGUUGUUCGAUUCAAUGACUAUGCAUUGCUUUUUGCAUUGCUCUUUGCACUGCUCUUUUUAAUUAAUUUGCUAAUACCUGCUAUGCUAUGAAGGAAGCAGAGAUGUUCCUUUUUCUAAUUUCACACUUUGUCUCUUCUUCCACUUCCGUGUACUUUCUCUCAUUAUUACACUUCAUAAAAUGACACCAUGGUCGUAUUGCAUUUGUAUUAUCAGUCUCUUUGGAAUCACAAAAUCAUACAUACGUUGUUUAUAUUUUUGGACUGAAAUGCAUCUAAGAUCGAUC
This is a messenger RNA of Meira miltonrushii, 3275 nucleotides long. RefSeq names its product LON-domain-containing protein. The record is from RefSeq and is a predicted model, not a curated record. The transcript has a single exon. Bases 448 to 3009 code for a protein of 853 amino acids. Lineage: Eukaryota; Fungi; Basidiomycota; Exobasidiomycetes; Exobasidiales; Brachybasidiaceae.